Messenger RNA from Hirundo rustica (Barn swallow), 774 nucleotides. It is a transcript of the gene YJEFN3, whose product is annotated as YjeF N-terminal domain containing 3. The transcript is spliced from 6 exons. The record is from RefSeq and is a predicted model, not a curated record. The coding region runs from base 1 to 774 and encodes 257 amino acids. Gene Ontology annotation, molecular function: NAD(P)HX epimerase activity. Gene Ontology annotation, cellular component: mitochondrion. NCBI's taxonomy places the organism in Eukaryota, Metazoa, Chordata, Aves, Passeriformes, Hirundinidae.
AUGAGCUCCGCGCCCUGCCCCUCCCGGGAGCCGCCCCGGUACCUCAGCCGCGCGGAGGCGGAGGCCAUGGAGAAGGAGCUGCUGGAGGAUUAUCGCUUCGGGCGGCAGCAGCUGAUCGAGAUCUGGGGACACGCCUGUGCCGUGGCUGUCACCAAGGCGUUCCCGCUGCCGUCGCUGCCCCGCAGGCAGCCCACGCUGCUGGUGGCAUGCGGGCCGGCGCAGACCGGGGCCAUCGGGCUGGUGUGUGCCCGCCACCUGCGCAGCUUCGAUUACGAGCCCACCAUCUUCUACCCCAAGCGCUCCCCGGACCCGCUGCACCGCGACUUCACCACGCAGUGCGAGAGGAUGGACAUCCCGUUCCUGUCCUACCUGCCCACCGAGGUGCAGCUGAUCAACGACGCCUACAACGCCGUGGUGGACGCGGUGCUGGGAGCCGAGGGCGAGGGGACCGAGGGGACGGAGCCGUGCGCGGCCACGCUGGCCACGCUGCGGCACGUCCGCAUCCCCAUCGUCAGCCUGGAUGUCCCCUCAGGGUGGCGCGCGGGGCCGGGUGACAGCGGUGACAUCCGCCCGGCCGUGCUGGUGUCGCUGGCGGCGCCCAAGGCUGCGGCGCGGCGCUUCCAGGGCCAGCGGCAUUUCCUGGCCGGGCGCUUCGUGCCCGAGGAGCUGCGCAGGAAAUUCGGGAUCCGCGCCCCGCCCUACCCGGGCAGCGACUGCGUGGUGGCGCUGGGACCCCCCGGAGGAGCCCCCGGUGGCACCGGGACCCCCCAGUGA